GGGCCGUGCGCUCUGGGGCACCUCACACAGACGGGAGCAGGGAGGCUGCUUUUUGCGCGUGCAUGUGGCGGUGGGGGUGGGGGUAAGGGGGGAGAUCCUGCUGCACUGGCCGCCCAAGUUGAGGGGCGAGCUCAGCGGUGACGCGCGGCCCUCACGUGACCGGGAGCUGCAAAGCUACGCAGCCUUCGGUGCAGUAGUCACUCGCGUCUGGCUACCAGCUCCCCGCUGCCCUGCGCUCGGCGGGCUGGCAUCCGGCCCGGGGAAAAGCGGAGCAGGUCUGCGAGGCUAAGUGUCCGGGCGGCGCACCUAGAGGCGAGAAUCCGGAGGAGGAGGAGACCGCAAGGAUAGGCCCAGGAAAACGAAGAGAUGGAGCAGCCCAUGCAGAAUGGAGAGGAAGACCGCCCUUUGGGAGGAGGUGAAGGCCACCAGCCUGCAGGAAAUCGACGGGCACAGGCUCGCCGACUUGCCCCUAAUUUUCGAUGGGCCAUACCCAAUAGGCAGGUCAAUGAUGGGAUGGGUGGAGAUGGAGAUGAUAUGGAAAUAUUCAUGGAGGAGAUGAGAGAAAUCAGGAGAAAACUUAGGGAGCUGCAGCUGAGGAAUUGUCUGCGUAUCCUUAUGGGGGAGCUCUCUAAUCACCAUGACCAUCAUGAUGAAUUUUGCCUUAUGCCUUGAUUCCUGCCAUUUAUCAUGAGAUUAAUACUGUGAUUCUCGCUGUUUUCCUUUUCCUUGCAUUUUCCUAAUAUGCCUUUACUGAUCCGUUUGCUGUGAACCCUAUGUUAUUUCCAUGUGUCAAGUGGGUCUUGUGUUGCCAGUUUCUAAUUGGAGAUUGCCUUUGCACUCAGUCUAAGUUUCUGUCAGCAGUAAAGUUUCACCCAUGUGCAUGGAAAAAUUUAAAGUUAAUAAAGCAAUUUAAAAAGCAAUCUA
Messenger RNA from Cebus imitator (Panamanian white-faced capuchin), 924 nucleotides. RefSeq names its product brain expressed X-linked 3 (gene BEX3). The record is from RefSeq and is a predicted model, not a curated record. Bases 367 to 672 code for a protein of 101 amino acids. The transcript is spliced from 3 exons. Lineage: Eukaryota; Metazoa; Chordata; Mammalia; Primates; Cebidae. Gene Ontology annotation, molecular function: signaling receptor binding. Gene Ontology annotation, biological process: signal transduction. Gene Ontology annotation, cellular component: cytoplasm; cytosol.